Labrus mixtus (cuckoo wrasse) is the source of this 1969-nucleotide messenger RNA. It is a transcript of the gene gp9, whose product is annotated as glycoprotein IX platelet. Lineage: Eukaryota; Metazoa; Chordata; Actinopteri; Labriformes; Labridae. The transcript is spliced from 2 exons. The record is from RefSeq and is a predicted model, not a curated record. The coding region runs from base 802 to 1512 and encodes 236 amino acids.
GAAGCUUUCAGCGGGAAUCGAAGAGAAACCAUUUGUUUCUGGUAUAAAGCACUUCACAUUAGAGCCUUACCUUCAGGCUCUUUUAUCUUUACUUUCAACAAUACUUCCCACUAGUGUUGCAGCAUUUCCACUAGAGGGCAUACAUUAAAGUGCUAUUAAAAUGAGGUGGAAAAUAUGUGGCAUGACACCACCUAUGGGUGAGUUAGUGAUCCUGCCACACAGCUCUUCUCUUCAUGGGUUCAAUGAUAAUAGCACGGCUUCUCUUAGAUUCUCUUGGAUCAUUCAGCAGCAAUGCGUCCACUCUGCUUUCCAGCUCAAUUUCCAUUAACAAACAUUUUCUCUCAGCCUCGAGCUCAUUCAGCUUUCUAAAUAUCUCUGGGUUAAAUUCAAACACACAUAAAGCUUGAAAAGGCCCAACCUUGUUUUGCAGUAGAGUGGCCCCUCUGCCUCAGCUCUGCAGUGGAUGUCAGGAAUGAACACAGUGUGAAAGAGCUCCAGCUAGCCUCUGCCUCUGCUAUUAAAAGAUAAACUUAUCUCCUGCAAGCAGAUGGGUUUUCUUUGGUGUGGAAUGUGUUAUUGGUGUGUUCCUCAAACUGACGUUGCUCUGUAUUUGACGUACCGUUACUUAAACCUUAAAUAACACGUCAGUUACAAAAGGAGGAAACCUUGGACUUUUGAAUUGCGCCUAAAUCAAGAUGAAACAUUUGGACCAGGACUGACCAUAUGUGGCCUAUAAAAUUAUAUUUUAAAGAUGACCGGCACCCCAAGGAACGCCUUGGAAUUUGGUUUGGCUCUUAAAGGAUGCUCUUCGGUUUAAGCUUAGCUGUCCUCCUUCACUUGGCUGUAACAAGUGCACACACUGCCGGUAAACCCUGCACAUGUUCAGCCCUCCUGCCUGCUGGCCUGCAAGUCAACUGCAGCUCUUUAAACCUCAAUGAGCUACCUCACCUGCCUGCAGACACAACAGAGCUCUAUAUACAGGACAACCAGCUCACCUCUGUGUCUCCAGGCAUGUUUGACAGUCUGGUUGGUCUGAAAAAGGCCUCACUGUCUGGGAACCCUUUCCACUGUGGCUGUAGGAUACAAUACCUGAGGAACUGGUUGCUUAGGAACAAGGCUAUUGUCUCCGAGGAGCCCACCUGUAGCAGUCCGAGUUUGGUGUCUCAGAAAGCCGUCUCUGAACUCAGUGAUGACUUUUUUUCAUCCUGUACCCCUGCAAGCUGCUCCAAUGGAACUUCUAACACCCUGGUGGGAGUGAUGCUGUGCUGCCUCAUUGUCCUUCUUCUGUGGAGUUUAAGACUUGCCAAAAUGUCCACCUUCACUCUGUACAUAGAUGAGAGACAAUCGGGAUUUGCAGCUGAAUCGCUACACUCACUAAAGCCCAAACACAGGCGGAGAAUGCACACUGAUACUUACACCAUGGAUCUAGAGCCACCUCUAAACAUGGAGUUACUGCCACAAGUACUGGAUAUAUUGCACAAAAAGCACAACAUCAAGAUAAAAGCUACCUGAAGGACCUCAUAUUCUACUACAGUGGAUUUAAAAAAAAAACUACAGGUUGCACUUGCCUUCUAGUUUUUGGAAUUAAAGUUGAUUUAAAUGCAAAACCACCUCUAAUAUGCCUCCUGAGACGUUUUACGGGUACUCUCAUUUGUUGUCCAGUGAUGCUACUUGGCUCGUUUGGGCAUGAUAUGCGCAAGAAAUGCAUUAAAUCUAAUUUGUUUAAAAACUGUCUUUGGUAAAAGCCCAUGGAAUAAUUUGUUCAUUACAAAUACACAAGGAAGCGUAACAUCAUGAAAAUGGUGCAACAACAGCAUCAACAAAAAAGGUAAGCCAAUAACACUGCUGAAAAUGAUUGACAGGUUCUGAUCCCACAGUUUUCUUUCUCAGGUCUAAAAAUGUAAACUAACAAAAAUACAUGAUAGUUUCUUGAACAUAGAACAAUAUAAGAGCAAUAAGAAUUAUUUCA